UAUGUUUUCGUAAUCCAAACAAACCUUCGAAAGUUAUUUCCAUCGAAAAGUAGUAGACAUAAAAAUCGAGAUGAAUCUCGUUAGGAGGCAGUGUUUAAGAAUUUUACAUAGCAACAUUAACAGUCAAAAUAUAUCAUACACUCUCGGUAGAGCUUCUAGUUUUAAAAGUGCUUUUUCCUUGGAGAACUUGUAUCCGGGAAGCAAACUGAAAUUGCACACUCCAACUUUCGUGCCAGAUCCUAAAGCAAAAUUCAGUGGUUAUAUACCCUUGGACAAAGUAAAAAUAACGUACAGCAGUAGCAGUGGACCGGGAGGGCAAAAUGUUAACUGUGUAAAUACCAAAGUAGAUUUAAGGUUCCAGGUGGACAGUGCUAUCUGGUUAUCGGAAGAAAUUCGAACAAAGUUAGUGGAACAAUAUAAAAAUAAGAUAAACAAAGAUGGUUACUUAAUAAUCAAGUCGGAUUUAACAAGAUCUCAGCACUUAAAUUUAGCAGACGCUCUUGAAAAGUUAAGGGCAAUGAUAAGAGCCACUUUGGUAAUACCAGCGCAACCAUCGCCUGAAUCAGAAGAAAAAAAGAGGAAAAAUCUAUUAAGAGCUGCUAGGGAGAGGCUACACGAGAAAAGACUUCAUUCUCAAAUCAAGAAAAAUAGACAAGUUCCUGCAGCUGAGUUUUAA
Molecule: messenger RNA, 676 nt
Organism: Trachymyrmex septentrionalis
Lineage: Eukaryota; Metazoa; Arthropoda; Insecta; Hymenoptera; Formicidae
Product: peptidyl-tRNA hydrolase ICT1, mitochondrial
Exons: 3
Coding region: 71-676 (201 amino acids)
Biological process (GO): mitochondrial translational termination
Cellular component (GO): mitochondrial large ribosomal subunit
Molecular function (GO): translation release factor activity
Source: RefSeq, a predicted model, not a curated record